AUUUCCUGAGAACUGCCUGAGCCGAGCAGCUGAGAGGCAGAAGGGGAGGGAGCUGCUCACUCACAUACACUCUCACUCACACACACACACACACACACACACACACACACACACCACACACUUUUUCACACACACAUACAUACGCGCAGAGUGAGAGGAGAGGAGAGGAGAGGGAGAGGAGGAGAGGAGACAGAGAGGACUGUAGAAAGGAAAACAGUCUCCUAGUCUCCACGGCUCUGCAGCUUCUGACAAGGCAGCCUAAGAAACAGGAUGUUAAUGCUUGACGGAAUGCCUGCAGUCCGAGUCAAAGCUGAGCCCCUGGAAUCGGAACAAGGGUCACCUAAAGUGCGCCCUUAUUCUGCGAUGGACGGCGUCCCCUUCUUCCUCAGCAGAGUUAAACCCGAACCUCCAGAAGACCUGCUCGCUCACGACCUGCACUUCCACACACAGACCGAGCCUGUCGACCUGUCGAUCAACAAACCCCGUCCCUCCUUUUCAUCCACCACCACUUCAUCAUCUUCCCCCCUCAGAUCCGCUUUCUCCCCAUCCUCUUUAUCGUCGUCAUCCUCCUCCUCCUCCUCCUCUCCCUCGGUUAUCACCUCAGCCUCAUCGGUGCUCACGCCAGGCCCUCUGGUUGCCCCUGGAAGCGGGGUGAGAGGUCAGCCGUAUUUGCACAUCCUGCACUCUGUGCCGCCGCCUCCAUCCAGCCCUCUGAGCCUGCAGGGAGCAGGGAAGCUGGCCAGCCAUGUUCAUCGCAUCCCAGUUGUGGUACAGUCACUGCCCCUCAUGUAUACCACUGCCGUUCGAUCACCCUCCAGCCUCAACAAUGCCAUUAUGCUACCUCUGCUGGAAGAGGCCAAAAGCCAGGGCAAAGCACACACAGACCACAACGGCCUGUCGCCAAGGCAGAUCAAAAGUGACAGUGAUGACGACGACCUGCCAAACGUGACCUUGGACAGUGUUAAUGAGACCGGCUCCACUGCGCUGUCUAUAGCCCGCGCCGUACAAGAUUCCAUGUCCCCGUUCAGUAUUGACAGCAUACGGCGCCCCCGGAGGUCAGAGUCACCAGAUUCCAAAAAGAGAAGAAUCCACAGAUGUGACUUUGAGGGCUGCAAUAAGGUGUACACCAAAAGCUCCCACUUAAAAGCACACAGGAGGACACAUACAGGGGAAAAGCCAUACAAAUGCACUUGGGACGGCUGCACGUGGAAGUUUGCCCGCUCCGAUGAGCUGACGAGGCAUUACAGAAAACACACAGGGGUGAAGCCCUUCAAGUGUGCAGACUGUGACCGCAGCUUCUCCAGAUCUGACCACUUGGCCCUACAUCGACGGAGACACAUGCUGGUGUGAAUCAGACGGAGAGAGAUAAAGAGAGAGAGAGAUCAAUGGGACAGACACACACACACACACACACACACACACACACACACACAUCAACGCACAGAGGCAGCCGGGGGAGCGGGAUCUCCCUAUGAAUGUUUUUCAGCUGGCCUGGACGCACACACAUAGACACACACACACACACACACACACACACACACACACACAUACACACUCUCAUCCGUCAUGAGGAGAGAAGAUGGAGAGGGGCACAGAGCUUGUGGAGCACAAAACAGGGUCACUUCUGGAUCCUCUGGGUUGGAAGGAAUAGACGGCAGGAUCUGUUAUUGUCAUUGUUUGGAGUAUAAUAGGGAACGGUCUUUUACAGCACUGUUUGUAAAUGUUUCACUUUGAUUUUUAGGAUGAACUCGCACUCUUUGUUUGGACAAAAAAAAACAUAAAAUGCAAUCGCAACUGUCUCUUUUUGGUAUCUUUCUUUUCAUUAUCAUUUUAAUGGCUGCUUUUCCAGCAUUCAUAAUGUGAAAGACCCCGUUGUAUGGAAUACAUUUCCUGUGCGAGCAGAAAGAAGUGAAGCCUGGACUGGAUCACAGGAAAGGACUUGGGCCUAGUUGGAAUUACAGGCAGUAUUGUUGUGCCGUGCCUCCCUGUGAGUCUGAUUUGAGACCAGCAGAGGGUAUCAUUUUACCACUGAUGGUUUCCUUUGCCUGCUGGAGCUUGCUGUUCUAUCCGAGGCAUGCCAUGUAGAAGCUAAAAUAGAGCUGGACUUUCACCUUUCUCAUAGCCAGCAAACAAUAAUUGACAAUGACUCAAAUAGCCAGAACCUGAAUGGAUCAACCUCAUCAACACAUCUGCUGUUUCAGAUAUUCAUUGCUUUAUUUCAAAUAAUGAAAGCUGGACAUGCAUAUCAUCACACCAGCAAAGAAACGUUUUAUGACCCACUCACAGGGCCGGACAACCCCAAAUCUCAUCAGUGCUAUUCUUUAUGUUGAGCCUCUUGAAAGCAUUUUCUUAAAAAAAUCUUUGGUGGAUUUUGUGCUGUGAUUAGCAAUCAGUAAAGUGCAAUCUUAAAAGAUAAAUAUACUUUCAGUAUGACAACGUUUUGUUUAUUGAAUCUUGCUUCUUCUUUGUUUUUAAUGCCUGCUUAUUGCUUAUGUUGAAAAAUACCCCUCAUGUACAGUGAACUUUGAAACAAUCAGAGGACAUUUCCAGGAUGUGAAAAAAAUAGGCACCUUACAGAAUCACGUUUUCAUUCUGUCCCAAUCUAUCUGUUUUUAUUAUUCAGCUCUGUUUUCUCAGCUGGGUUUUGACAGUGAAAAGAACUUGCUUUGGGGUUUUGCACAGCAGCACUUGACCAUAAGCUGAAACAGACAUCGGCUGCAGUGUUACAGGGAUAGUGUGGUACCUGAUGUACAAUACAGAAGAGCAAUACAUACUGAACAAAGAAAUGAGAAGGAACGUCAACCUCCACUUCGUUCUGUUUGCUGAUGUCAAUACAGGAGGAGAUGUUUUUAGCUGGGCCGACUCAGUCCUCAGUUUGUUCCACGACUCCCUCUGUUGAUUGGUUUGUAGCUCCAGCACAAGGCUCUAAUCAGAUGUGUCUCAGUUAGUGAGUUACUCCAAAUCAUAUUAAUUAAAUAUUUUUGAUGUGUCUCAAACAGUCACUUGAAAUGUUCUCACCUCAGACCAGAUGUAUGUUCAGAUUGUUAUUUGAUUUACCUGAGCUUUGGCUAUACAUAAUGCUGAAAAAUGAAGGAAUCACAUAUGCAUACAUACAAAGUACAUAUAUAUAAAAAUACAUGCACAUUCACAUACAUGAAUACAUUAUGUGUGUACAGUAAAAAUACACUUUAGAUGCAGUUACUGGCAGAAAUAUCUUAUUUCCCAGAGAACAUCACUUACCUUUAAUCAGGAAGCUCAAUUAAACGUUUGUUUAUUUUUAUUUUUUUAAAGAUAUUGUUGCAGGUAUUUCCAAUACUCUACAUGCAGACAUAAACUCAGAGAAUCAGGCCCAUGUUAUUUGAUAGUGCUGCUAAAUGCAUUUGCUGGGCCGAAGCAAGUAAAAAGAAAUGGCAAUCUUUUUGAUAAUAACACCUUGAAAAUCAUACACACACACACACACACACACACACACACACACACACACACACACACACACACACACACAGACACAGACACACCUGCAUGGUUGUACUGAACAACCUCACUUGCAGUAAAGUAGCCAAAUCCAGAAAGUAAUUUCCACACAUGCACCUAAAGUUUGUGGCACCCCUUUGAUGAAAUGGACAACGGUAAUUAUCAUUAUUUAUGUAUAUUGUUUGCACACAUGUCAUUAUGCCCAGUUGUAUUAUCAUUUUGGCAAACGCAUAUCAGCACCUUGUUUGUUUAUGAGUAUGAUUUUCAAAUUAUUUUAUUUCAGAUGUCAAUUUAUAGACGAAUAAUCAUCAUCAUAUUGUAUCAUCCAUAAAAUGUAUGAGAACAUUUUAAUAUUGAGGGGCACUUCGUCAUUUCAUAUAACUUUUUCUUCUGUAAAAAGGAUCUUUUGAAAUGUUGUAAUAUAUGUGAUAGUGAAGAUAAAACCUAUUACAAAGUUCUACAGCCUGUAUAUACAUUGGAAAAAUAGGGCUUUUGAUUAGUAGAUGCAGGAAAUACAUUUAUACAUGUAAAGUCUUUUUUCAGAGACUGUAAUUUAUCUAAUUUGAUAUACAGUGAAAUGGGGCUAAUGGUAUUCAUCUUGUAAAUUAUAUCAUAUGUGCUGUUAUAUAACAGUUUGCUUUCUUUGGUUUGUGGUUAAAUAAGUUCAUGAUCAAAUCAUUUUUAUUCCCAAGGCUGAACCAGUGUUUGCUAUAAUCAACAAAUUAUUUAUAUACAUGGGCCGUAUUAAGGUACUCAAUUCCCAGUGUUCAUAUUUUGCUAUACCUGGACAAGAAAUUAUAUUGAUCAAGCACAUAUCAACACGUGUACUCUCGUAUUCAGUAUAUGACGUUGCAUGCCUUAAUACACCAGUUUUUGCUAAAUUCAAUUUGACUUGAAUAUGGUGUCUCCACAGGACAGGGUCUAUUAUAUUUCCCUUCAGCAUCUCUUUCCUCAUUUUAAAGCAUAAUUUUGUAACGGUAACCAGGGUCAAAGUUAUGCAAUAAUAAUGAAUAGUGCCUAAUAUUGCAAAUGUGUAAUAUCAACUGCUCCGUGCAGAGUUUGGAUUUCAACAUGUCUGCUCAAAUUAAUAAAUUUCGAAUGGGAAACCAUGGAUUUUGAAAAAAGCACAGACAACAUUAUGCAAGUCGGACCUCUAAUGUUCAACUGUCUUUUCGCACUGAGCCUUAUGCCAUUGUGUCAAAUGCAGCAUCCUCCCAUAAAACCUUCACAGGCUGUUUAUAGCUCAUGUUAUUACUUUGCUUGCAAUAAGUCACCUCCUCUAAGGGGAACAGAACUGAGGCCUCUUGAUGUUUCAGCUUCAUCACAUGAAUUCAAUAUAGUGAUUCCGUGGAAGAUUAUGAGGAAUCUUACUCACAGGAAAAAAAUCCCGUGGCUGGGAUUCUGGCUGUAGAGUGACGCCUUUAUUAAUGAAUACUGAUCUUACACUUCUCUAUCAGUUCAAUAUCUAUUUUACUUUCUGUGUAACAUCUGCUUUUGAUUUCCUGGUUUUGAAAUUUUUAAGUAGUUAAGCCAAUGCCUAUGUUUCAAGUUUGCUGAUAUUACGUACAGUAAUCGUUGUUCCUGUAUUUAUGUAAAGUGAGUGUAGUGUAAAUAUAUUCAGAUCUUUUCAUUCUUACCGAAAAAAAAAUUGUGAUAUUGCUCAGCAUUGCUUCAAAAGGGAGAUUCUUUUCAUGGAAUUCCACAUCUGUAAAAGAAAUUUUUAAUCAUGAUAUUUUUCAAAACUUCAAGAACAGGUGUCUUUUUUUCUGUUUCGCUUUUCUUUUCUCCAGGAGUUGUUUAAGUAUCCAGUCAGUGUUUUGCCUUUUUCUCUGUAUUUUUCAUAUGGAUGGAGCUGUGAAAUUAAAAUAAGUUCAAACAUAUACAUGUAUAUCAAUAUGAAUGGAGGCAUGAAGGUUAAUAAAGUUGCAUUUUGUAUGUAA
This is a messenger RNA of Micropterus dolomieu (smallmouth bass), 5414 nucleotides long. RefSeq names its product Kruppel-like factor 12b (gene klf12b). The record is from RefSeq and is a predicted model, not a curated record. Gene Ontology annotation, molecular function: RNA polymerase II cis-regulatory region sequence-specific DNA binding; DNA-binding transcription factor activity, RNA polymerase II-specific. NCBI's taxonomy places the organism in Eukaryota, Metazoa, Chordata, Actinopteri, Centrarchiformes, Centrarchidae. Gene Ontology annotation, biological process: regulation of transcription by RNA polymerase II. The transcript has 6 exons. Bases 271 to 1350 code for a protein of 359 amino acids.